This is a messenger RNA of Closterium sp. Naga37s-1, 759 nucleotides long. The record is from the annotation of a GenBank genome assembly. NCBI's taxonomy places the organism in Eukaryota, Viridiplantae, Streptophyta, Zygnematophyceae, Desmidiales, Closteriaceae.
AUGGUCCGCUUCCCGUUUGACCUAGAUUGCGGAUGGGUACUGCAUCAGCGUACGGGACGGCUAGAGGAUGCGUAUACCUUAGAGAAGGAGCUCGGUCGUGGACAUUUCGGGAUCGUCAAGCUUUGCAGAAAACGUUCCGGAGGCGGACAAUACGCAUGCAAGUCGAUUGACAAGUCUAAACUCUCGCACUGGGAGGAUAAGGAAGAUGUUCGCAGAGAAAUCGAGAUCAUGCGAAGACUUUCCGGCAAUCCUUACACGCUGAACCUGGAAGACGUGUUCGAGGACGAUAGUUUCGUCCAUCUAAUCAUGGAGCUCUGCGAGGGUGCCGAGUUCAGCCCCGUGGUUUCCAGGAAGCUACCGCAUGCUUCCCCGCAAACCCCGCCGAGGUUGGAGCUCGAGACUCAUACCAGCUUGCUGUGUGCGAGCUCACGGCUAAGCCUCUCUUCGUCUCUCGCCUCCUCGUCGGUUGAAGAAGGGUCGGUAGAAACAGACGGAGCUAGAUCGGAGCAGAUUGAAGGCUCGGAAUCGGUCGCAGGGGAAGCAGCAGCAGCAGCGGCGGACGUUCAGGGGGUGACGCUGAAUGUAGCUCCUUCUCUUUGGGGUUUGUUUGGAGGGUACCAACCGGACGAGUUUGAUGCUGCAGAUUUGGUAGAUUCGGAAGGAUCGUUGGCGCAAACGCCGCAGCUGCUCUCCUGCAGUGUGUGGGGUCGGAGUCAGACCACCGACGCUGUUGAAAUCGACUGGGUGUUCGGCUUCUGA